Molecule: messenger RNA, 5823 nt
Organism: Solea solea (common sole)
Lineage: Eukaryota; Metazoa; Chordata; Actinopteri; Pleuronectiformes; Soleidae
Gene: itga1
Product: integrin, alpha 1
Exons: 30
Coding region: 233-3796 (1187 amino acids)
Biological process (GO): cell-matrix adhesion; cell-cell adhesion; integrin-mediated signaling pathway
Cellular component (GO): external side of plasma membrane; integrin complex
Molecular function (GO): integrin binding
Source: RefSeq, a predicted model, not a curated record
CUCUGCUCACGCUGCAGAGACGACACGCAAUGGAACAGAGCUCAUCCUCAUCGGUGUGAGACUGGCGGGGGGGGACUUGUGAUUAUAAACUGUCGAUGCCGCUGCAGCUCAUGAAAUGCUCUGUGGACUCUUGUUAGCGAUCUGAACUCUGUGAAGGUUUGUGUUUCUCUGAGCCCCGGACGUUAAAGAAGGAAAACUAACUGGAGCUGCGGGAUUCGAUUUGUGCGCCAAGAUGCUCGGGAUAACACAGCGUUUCACUUUGACAGCUGUGGCAUUUGUUGUGCUGGUUGUGCGCACAUGGUCCUUCAACGUGGACCAGAAGAACGGCCUGUCAUUCAGCGGUCCACUGGAGGACAUGUUUGGCUACACCGUGCAGCAGUUCGAGAACAGCGAGGGAAAAUGGGUUCUGAUUGGUUCACCGCUAUCUGGCCAACCAGCGAAACGAACCGGAGAUGUCUACAAAUGUCCUGUGGGGAGGGGGGACAACACGUGUGUCAAACUGGAGCUGCCUAGAAACACAACAGUUCCCAACUUACACGAAGUGAAGGAGAACAUGACCAUGGGAACCACACUUGUGACCAAUCCCAGUGGAGGAUUUCUGGCGUGUGGUCCUCAGUAUGGCUACAUGUGCGGGCAGCAGCAGUACAUCUCAGGAGUUUGUGCCAACGUCAGCUCUUCCUUCCAGAUCCUCAACUCCGUGGCGCCGGGUGUCCAAGAGUGUGCAAAGGAGCUGGAUAUCGUGAUGGUUCUGGACGGAUCGAACAGUAUCUACCCCUGGGAGAGCAUCAUCAAGUUUUUGGAUGGCUUCAUCAAGAAUAUUGUGAUUGGGCCUAAACUCUCUCAGGUGGGUAUAGUGUCCUACGGUGAGACCGUGACUCACAACGUCAAUCUGAGUCAGUUUACCAACACACCUGAUCUGCUGGCGUUUGUCAAAGAUCUUCCUCAGCAGACCGGCUUCAAGACCAUGACCUUCCUGGGCAUUGAUACGGCCAGGAAAGAGGCCUUCAUGCCAGAGCGAGGCGCACGGCCUGGCGUGAAGAAAGUCAUGGUGAUUGUCACCGAUGGAGAGUCACAUGACUUCCAUAACCUUCAGACGGUCAUCAAAGACUGCGACGACGAUGGCAUUGAGCGCUUUGGCAUCGCUGUUUUGGGAGACUAUAAUCGGCAGAACAAGAGUGCAGAGCAGAUGCAGAAGUUCAUCAACGAGAUCGAGUCCAUCUCCAGUCAGCCACUGAAAGACCACUUCUUCAACGUGUCUGAUGAGUGGGCUCUGUUGACCAUCGUCGACGCUCUGGGCAGCAAGAUCUUUGCCUUGGAAGCCACAAAGGGAAACUUUACUACCUCGUUUGAGAUGGAGAUGUCCCAAACUGGGUUCAGUGCACAUACAUCCAAAGACAGUGUGUUACUGGGAGCAGUGGGUGCGUACGAUUGGAACGGGAAUGUGGUGAUGAUAAAUGCAGGAGAAUCCAUCAAUCCAGGGAAGAACCAGUUUUACGACUCCAAGACUGAGGCUGGAUACGAACGGCUGGCUGGAUACCUUGGUUAUGAUGUUCAGAUUGCAUCCACCCCAGGCGGAGUGCUGUACGUCGCUGGUGCACCACGGUACAACCACACGGGCCGAGUUGUUAUCUAUCGUCUGAGUGAGACCAACGACAUUGUGGUCACGCAGAUUUUAAAGGGAGAGCAAAUUGGCUCCUACUUCGGCAGCGUCCUGCAGACUGUCGACGUGGACGGUGACUCCUACACAGAUCUCCUCUUGGUCGGCGCUCCAAUGUUCAUGGGCUCAGAGCGGGACGAGCAGGGACAAGUCUAUGUUUAUAAAGUUGAGGGCGACAACUUUAAGCAUGAGUUCACGUUAAAGCCGGUCAACCAGUCCUGCUGCACUGCCCAGUCAGCCAGCUGCACUCAUAAAAAUGAACCAUGUGGCGCCCGGUUUGGUACGGCCAUUGCAGCAGUGUCAGACCUCAACCUGGACGGAUAUAACGACGUGGCCGUCGGGGCACCAUUUGAGAACGACCACAGAGGAGCCGUCUACAUCUAUCACGGAGAUAAGACGUCCCUGAAGGAAAAGUUUGUGCAGCGGAUCCCUGCAGGUGGGGACGGUGAAAAGGUGAAAUUCUUCGGUCAGUCCAUACAUGGAGUCAUGGAUCUAAACGGAGACGGAAUCACCGAUGUUACCAUCGGAGGCCUGGGCGGGGCUUCUCUGUUCUGGUCCAGAGAUGUCGCGGAGCUCCGUGCCAACAUGACGUUUGAUCCCGUUAAAAUAAACCUGCAGAAGUCUCAGUACCACUGUGAACAUGGUGGACGCAAAUCUGUGUGCGUCAAAGCCGAGGUCUGCUUCGUCUACAGCGUCAAAUCGGACAACAAGCACUUGAGCUCCGCUGCGGAGAUCCGUUACAUUCUCACUCUGGAUGCCCUGCGUGCCAAAGCCAGGGCGGCAUUCAUCGACGUGGACGAUAAAAAUGAUCGCAGGAUUACCAGAAGCUUGGCCAUCAACGACCGAGAAAGAACGUGCAUCCAGGAGACCUUCAUGAUGUCGGCUCACCUGGAUUUCCGCGACCCGCUCAUGGUGUCUCUAGAGUUUGGACUUGCCAAUGAAGACGAAGGCCCCGUCCUGGAUGAAAGCCUUCCAAGAUCCAUUAAUAAGACAAUUCCCUUAGUGGACUGUGGGAGUGAUCAGAGGUGUAUCGCCGACCUCUCCCUCAAAGCAGAGCCCAGUGUAAAAAGCAUGGUGAUCAGAGCAAACAUUGACAAGUUCGAUGUCAACGUCAACAUCGGAAACAGCAAAGACAACGCGUACAACACUAAGAUCAUCCUCAGCUUCACAUCGAACAUCAACUACGUUAAAGUCGAGCCGGAGAGAGAAUGCACUCUGAAUCACACUAAAGUGGAGUGUGCUGUCGGAUACCCGUUCCUGGGCAGCAAUGUCGAGGAAAUGUUCAAAGUGAAAUUUGAAGUGAAUCCCGCACAUGUUCAGGAACUCAUUCAGAUCAACGUCACGGCCACAAGUGACAGCGAGGAGCUGCCUUCUACGCUGAGUGACAACUCAGUACAAAUCUUCAUCCCUGUCAAGUAUGAAGCUGGGUUCAUAUUCUCAGUACGGCCUGUUGACGAACACAUUGUGGUAAAAGAGGGCGAACAGUAUUCCAGAGUGUUCAAUGACACCAAGAUGAUCGGAGAGGAGGUCAACAUCAGCUACACGGUGGAGAGGGCAGGUGAUGUCGUGGCUCCACCCCUUGACCUUACAGUGACAUACCCUCACCUGUCUCCCCGACAAAACAACUUACUCUACCUCACACAUGUCGCCACCAGCCCAGAGGUGAAAUGUGAUGCAGCGCGCUGGAUUAACCCUGAAAACAUUAACCCAAACAUUGUAAAGCCUGAUCCAAAGAAAGAAUCGCUCAGUGUCUUCCUGUUGACCUGUUCUGAGGAGCUUUACUGUGCGUCGUUUACCUGCUCCAUCCCCGAGGUAAAGGUCAGUCAGGUCAACGUCACGUUCAGAGUGUGGAAACCUACGUUUAUUAAGGGUGAGUUUUCCAGUCUGCAUAUGUUGGUGAAUGGUACUCUGGAGAUCAAAGACACAAACCUGUUUCAACUGAACACCAAUGACAAGACCAGAACUGUAAAGAUCCAGGUAUCGAAGGAGACUUUAGGAGGGAUUCCUAUAUGGGUCAUCAUUCUCAGCAUCCUGAUAGGACUUCUGAUCUUAGCGCUCGUCAUCUUCGCUCUUUGGAAGAUGGGCUUCUUCAAGAGAAAAUCCAGGGACGACUACACAAAGGACGAAGUAAUGGACUGAGGUAUCCAGACAUCUGUGUGAGCAACUGCUCCCAGAGCCAUCAGCUUGCACGACAAAGUGAGAGAAGAGGCGUAAAAAAAAACCCACAGUAUCCUCAGUAAUGCAACACAGUGACAGCCUGGGAAACACAAGCAGCAUCCGCUGUGUCCCGUCCUUCAUAUGGUUUAAUAAUGUUUGCAAAUACUUCCAAACUCAAGCACUCGGUUACAACUUUGGGGCAUUUCGGAUGGUCAAAGAAAAUCCUCAAACAGACACUUUUAAUAAAAAGUGUCACAUCUUUGACACUCAUUGUAUAUUUAAAAGGAAGGAAAAAAAAAAGUCUCCAUGCAAUACAGUUGCUCAGAGGUAUUUGCAAACAUUCUUCUUGGUCAGCUUCUUGCUUCAAACCUCCAUGCAGAAGGAAGACAUCACUUACCGGGGGCACAAUUUGGCAACAUGGCAAAUAUCAAGACUGCAGCUUUACAAAAGACUCAGAGCUAAAACAGCUGUGCUCCAGCUUUAGAGGGGGAAAAAAAACUACUCAGGUUUUUCAGUGUGAAGAUCCAAAGUUGCCUAAAGUCACCUCACCUCAGUCCAUAUCACGAUAGAGAAGACUUUUAUGUGAAGUUUGUAUGUGUUGCUGUUGUCUGGGGCGCUGACACUCCUGUGUUGAAGCUUAUGUGUUUGAUGAACACUGUACCUUUUAACGUCUAAUAGCAUUUUUUAUAUGUUGGUUUUAGCGAUAUCACACGGCACAUUCUCGAGCAUUGAUUUCCAAAGAACACUGACCCGACCAAAAGCGAUCACCAAACGAGGCUGGAUGCUUUACUUUGUUAUACUUUCGGUCUUAAUUAACCAGUCAAAAAUGUUGUAAUUAGUUGAGAACUCAUGAAGCUGUGCCUUCAACAUCCAAAACCCUUGAUUGUACUGUAAAUAUGGCUAAGUGCUCCAAAAAUGUAAACUUCAUAUGUACAUAAUUGUGUUUGCUUUAAAUCAUGUAAUUUAAGAUAUGUUAUCCACACGGCUUCUCGCAUCGGCGUGUGACCAGUGGUCAGAACAUGAUUCUGCUCAGGUGCUACAAGUAUCAUGGAAGAUGGCGUACAAGUAUUUUGACGUAUAGGAAAAAAGAAAAAAGAAAAAGAUCAGACCUACGGUAUAUUUCACAAUUUCAAAGCUGAUGCAAAUAUGUAAAUAUUGUUCUAUUUUGAUGAGAAAGUGAAAGAGUAAUUAUUAUGUUCAUGGAAAUUCACAUGAAGAUGAGGGUUUGUAUCCACUACUUUGGCUUUAGGUCUGUUGAAUGACUGUGUCUUGGAGGCAGAGGCUUUAUCAUUUCUUUUUUGGGUUUUUUUGAUGGAAGCAUUCUUUUCACCAGCAGGUUUCUAUCAGGUGGGAUUUGCUGCUAAGUUGUUUGUAUUGUAGAGAAGCAGAGAAGCUACAGCAGGACACGUAAAAACAUUAGUUUGUUGUCAUCCCAAAAUGCAGUACACCGUACCUUACAAAGUUAUGCAUUAAGGUCUUGUUUUGUUGUUGUUGUUGUUGUUGUUGUUUCAGAAGCUGCAGAUGCAGCAGUUGAAGGAGAUUGUGUUGUAUGUUUGUCGAGACUGAGAUUCUGCUGUUUUCUUUACUUUUUUCCCCUCACUGUCAUUCAAUAAAACUGGGAGUGGGGGGGCGAGAAAAAAAAGUGCUCACUCUCCACUGUUGACACAAAGCACAUGUAAUAAAAUUGUCUGUACAGAAUGUGUAACAUUUUAAGACUAUACAUCAGGCUUAUGCAUGAGGGUGGAGUCCUGAGUCUUUCUUUGUCCACUUGCAUAGAAAGAACGUAGUCAGGGGGUAACCGUGUCUAUUGCUAUUAUCCUCGGUUUUAUUAGGAGAAAAGACUCAAAGUGAGAGCAAGGCACAAAGUAAGAGUUGCGAGUACCACCCCGGCCUUCUACACUGCUGUGAAGUCGUCAUUUUAAUGCACUGGUUUGUCAGACUGAUUGCAUCCCCAUCAGCACAAAUGAAAUGAAUAUUAUGUACGAAAAUAAAGACUUUUUUAUGAUAGA